AUGGGGCGUCCGUUCAAGCACUAUUUGAAGGGUCCCCGCAUCUACAGCUGCAGUAACUGCCGGAGCCAUGCGGCAGACCACGACGAAAUCAUCUCUAAGUCUUUCCAGGGCCGGCACGGUCGCGCAUACCUGUUCGCGAACGUCGUGAACGUGUCGGUGGGCCCGACGGAGGAUCGUAUGCUCAUUACCGGGUUACACACCGUCGCCGACAUCUACUGCUCCGAGUGCCACGAAGUCCUGGGGUGGAAGUACGAGCGCGCGUAUGAAGAGCCGCAGAAAUACAAGGAGGGGAAAUUCAUUUUGGAGAAAGCCAAAGUGAUGAAGGAAAACUGGUGA
Messenger RNA from Closterium sp. NIES-65, 336 nucleotides. The record is from the annotation of a GenBank genome assembly. Lineage: Eukaryota; Viridiplantae; Streptophyta; Zygnematophyceae; Desmidiales; Closteriaceae.